Messenger RNA from Hyposmocoma kahamanoa, 1870 nucleotides. RefSeq names its product probable pyruvate dehydrogenase E1 component subunit alpha, mitochondrial. Gene Ontology annotation, molecular function: pyruvate dehydrogenase (acetyl-transferring) activity. Gene Ontology annotation, biological process: pyruvate decarboxylation to acetyl-CoA. The coding region runs from base 96 to 1331 and encodes 411 amino acids. NCBI's taxonomy places the organism in Eukaryota, Metazoa, Arthropoda, Insecta, Lepidoptera, Cosmopterigidae. The transcript has 8 exons. The record is from RefSeq and is a predicted model, not a curated record. Gene Ontology annotation, cellular component: intracellular membrane-bounded organelle.
UUUAUCUAUCUAAAGACUGGGACGGCCACAAGCCAAUAUAUUUUUAAUUUCCUUGUUUUUUCUGUUAUUGAGUGGUCCGAACUUUGGAUCACUAUAUGACCUUGAGUGUCAUUGAAAGAUUAAUAGCUAAGAUGAGUAAAAUUAUCCCCUCUGCCGCUAAGAUUCUAUCCGGAAACACUGUUACGAAAGCGGCCGCCCCAGUCGUAACAUCGUCAAAAGCUAAAUACAGUACGAAAAAUGAAGCUACAUUCGAAACCAAACCCUUUAAACUCCACAAACUGGAGAAGGGCCCAGCUACAACAGCAACACUCACUUCAGAAGACGCACUUGACAUGUAUACAAAACUUGCAAUGCUGCGUAGACUAGAGACUGCAGCUGGCAAUUUGUAUAAGGAAAAGAUCAUCAGAGGAUUCUGUCAUUUGUAUUCAGGUCAAGAGGCUGUAGCAGUUGGUAUGCGUGCAGCAAUGCGAGAUGUGGACUCAGUGAUAACAGCAUACCGUUGUCACGGAUGGACACAUCUCAUGGGAAUCAGUGCAGUUGGGGUUUUGUCUGAGUUGACUGGCCGUAAGAGUGGAUGCUCCCGUGGUAAAGGUGGUUCUAUGCAUUUGUAUGGACGGAACUUCUAUGGUGGCAAUGGCAUUGUUGGCGCACAGGUGCCAUUAGGCGCAGGUGUAGCGUUCGCCCAUAAAUAUAAAGAAGAUGGUGGUGUAAACUUUGCUCUUUACGGUGAUGGAGCAGCCAACCAAGGACAGCUCUUUGAGGCUUACAACAUGGCCAAACUGUGGAACUUACCUUGCGUGUUUGUUUGCGAGAACAAUGGAUAUGGCAUGGGUACUAGUGUGGACCGGUCGUCAGCAAGUACAGAUUAUUACUCUCGAGGCGAUUACGUGCCUGGCAUCUGGGUGGACGGUAUGGAUGUCCUGGCCACCAGAGAGGCCACCAAGUUCGCUAUAGAACAUUGCACCAGCGGGAAAGGCCCGUUGCUAAUGGAGAUGGAGACAUACCGGUACAGUGGUCACUCGAUGUCCGACCCAGGCACGUCGUACCGCACGCGCGACGAAGUUCAAGAAGUGCGCCAGACCAGAGAUCCCAUCACGUCUUUCAAGGACAGGAUUAUCAACAACGAACUCGUUACGCCCGAUCAACUUAAGGAAAUCGACGCUAAAGUACGUAGCGAAGUAGACGCAGCAACGAAACAGGCCAAGUCUGAACCUGAAAUCGGAAUUGAAGAGUUGGCCGCUGACAUUUACUGCAACAAUCUGCACGAUGAAAUCCGCGGUGUACACCCGGAGGCACCGUUGCAACACAUUCAAGUAGCUGUGCGUAACUAACCGAAGGUGUUCGUUGCACCAAAUAUGUUUGAAUAAUAUUGGGAUAUUAAUUUAUUUCACUUUUCAUGUUCUUCUAGUUUUAAACUAUACCUAUUGUAGUAAAAACGUGAUUAAUUGUUGAGCGGUGAGGUCAUCGUGUUUUAAAUAUUUUUUAUUCCGUUGUGCACGUGAUACUCGGCUGAGUUACAAAAGUGUACUGAAAAGUCAACAGCCUCGCGCUGGUGCCAGGUGUCUGUUCCUUUAACAUGCAGUGGAUGGCGCCAGGAGUAUUGUAUUGUGAACCUUAUGACUGAGUUACAAGGGUUGUUAUCUCAAAUGUGGUUCAAGCUUAGGCGCGAACACCUAAAUUUAUAUUUAUAAAACUUCGUUGCCAUAAUACGGUGGAAUCAUUAAUUUUUAAAAAUACAUUCAUCUAAGAAAAUUGCAGUUUGUCUAAAUGGAAUGUGUCGAUUAUUAUAAAAUAUAUUGUAAUUUAUUCUUCUUCUGAAUCGUUUUCUCACUGCUGAAGGUCGUGACUCGCAUUUCAUCCUGCUACUCGU